AUGGCACCCUCAUCACGCUCCCGCACGCGCACAUCCACCGCUCCCCACUCCUCCUCCACUGUGCACGAAGAGGCCCCCGUAGUGAAAGAGGAAUCACGUCGAAGGGUCACUAGGGCCUGUGAUUCCUGCAGAGUUCGAAAAACUAAAUGUGAUGGAGAUAAGCCUUGUAUGAAGUGUGCUAACGAAAACCAAGUGUGCACUUACACUCAAUGCAAGAAGCCCACCGGAAGAGUCUUCUCCCCAGAGUACGUUGAGCUACUGGAAUCCAAGGUCAAUCUUCUAAGCUCCUCACUAUCGAUUCUAGCAGAGGUAGUGAGUCAAGGAGAGGAUCUGUCACAUCUAGCACAGGACCCUGACACGCCAAUCAACGAGCUUGUGGACAAACUCCAAGCCAUGGGCAACAAACAGAAGAAAGUGGGUAGCCCACGGUUCAACAAGGAUCACCCAAGCACCCACCAAAACCAAAACAACACGGUCAAAGUGUCUCCAGCAAAGCACCUCAAAUCAGAAACGGGUCAGAGGUCUCCUGUUAUCAGGAAUACUACAGUGCGACACCGUAGUCCCACGCUGAAUCACAAAUCUCCGUCCGCGUUGUCUGACGGUGAAACACCUCUUGACUUUUCCGAUACUACUGACAGCCCCACCUUUGAAGAACCGAGUAGCUUCCAUGACUACCCGAUGCCAUUUGUGCCGCCAAUGUCGACUCCGCAAGAGACUCAACCCGGCGUUUCAAAACUUAUGCAACCACCUGAAAUCAGAGACGAUUUCUCCACAUCCCCUUCUCUCUACGGCACUCUCAGAACCCAAUGCGCUCCGACUGGCAUCCAGAAUAAUUUUGAUUCUUCAUUCACUCUAUCGGACCAUCCAGUUAUUUCAGAUCCCCCUUAUUCCCAAGCCUCCUCUCUUGCACCCAAUAAUGGCAUGCACCCUCCUCGACUUACACCUGUUGUCGCUCAUCAAAGUCCAAAUACCCCACCUUUUUCAUUCGGCACGAUGGGCAAAGAUGAUUUCAACGAUAUCCUCACAGAUGGCGCAGAAGACUUUUUACAUUGGCAACAAGUGUAA
Messenger RNA from Wickerhamiella sorbophila, 1065 nucleotides. RefSeq lists its product as hypothetical. The coding region runs from base 1 to 1065 and encodes 354 amino acids. Gene Ontology annotation, biological process: regulation of DNA-templated transcription. Lineage: Eukaryota; Fungi; Ascomycota; Dipodascomycetes; Dipodascales; Trichomonascaceae. The transcript has a single exon. Gene Ontology annotation, molecular function: zinc ion binding; DNA-binding transcription factor activity, RNA polymerase II-specific. The record is from RefSeq and is a predicted model, not a curated record.